Molecule: messenger RNA, 1669 nt
Organism: Toxotes jaculatrix (banded archerfish)
Lineage: Eukaryota; Metazoa; Chordata; Actinopteri; Toxotidae
Gene: adat3
Product: adenosine deaminase tRNA specific 3
Exons: 2
Coding region: 118-1173 (351 amino acids)
Cellular component (GO): cytoplasm; nucleus
Molecular function (GO): tRNA-specific adenosine-34 deaminase activity
Source: RefSeq, a predicted model, not a curated record
GGACAUUUUAGUGUGGUGCACAAAAAAUAAGCAUGGAGCUGAGAAGAUAAGUAGGCUAUUUGACCAAACAGUAUUUCCUAGGACGUAAUAAUCUCGAAAAAGGAGGACACCAAAACAAUGGAGCCACAGACGAAACGCUGGAAAGGGUCAGACUGUGAUGCUGACUCCUGGGUCGCUUAUCCUGUCCUGUCAGAUGAGCAGUCACAAGACGUCGAACUGAUAGAGGCGUUUGCUGCACCCAUUGUCAACAAGAAAGAGACAUCUCGACUUGUCAGGGAGCUGAACGGCCUCUACCCUUUGAGUGGCCUUCAGCACAUCAAGAGGGUGCGGGCGUGCAAGGAGAAGGGCAGCCCUCACCCUCUGGAAGUCCUCGUGUGCCUGGUUAGUGAAGCACCAGACAUGAAGGAGGUCAGCAUCGACUCUCUGCUGCCCUCAGAUGGAGUGAGACGUGAUGGACUAGGUGAGCCUUUUGUGGUCAAGGUCCCUGCACGGCCCCCCUUGACCCGACCUCAGUUUGAACUGGCAAGCAAACACUGGCCCACUUCCUUUCACGAGGACAAACAGGUGACAGUCGCUCUGAGAGGCGAGCUGUUCAGUCCACCUGAGAAAGCUACAAUGCACAUGUACAUGAUGUCUGCUCUCACCGCUGCCAAAGCUGGAAAGCAGAUGGGGAUGGAGGCAGUUGGGGCUGUAGUGGUUAACCCAGCAACACAGAGAAUCAUUGCAGUGGGCCACGACUGCAGAGUCGACCAUCCCCUUCAUCAUGCAGUCAUGGUCUGCAUCGACCUUGUGGCUCAGAGCCAGGGCGGCGGAUGUUAUUCUUUUGACAGACGCCCUGCGUGCCGAUUUACAUCUCCAACCUCAGAUACAUUUCAUAAUGUGUCGGACGCAGAGGUGAGCUCUCAGUCAUACAUAUGCACGGGGUAUGACCUUUAUGUGACCCGGGAACCCUGUGUCAUGUGUGCCAUGGCGCUAGUCCACUCCCGGAUUGGCCGUGUGUUCUAUGGGGCUGCCUCUGCUGAUGGGGCUUUAGGGACCAAGUUCAAAAUCCACUCACAGAAAGAUUUGAACCAUCGCUUUGAGGUUUACAAAGGAGUCUUGAGGAAACAGUGUGAGGAUCUUAAUGGGUUGGACGACCACAUCAGAAAGCAAAGUUUAGAGGAACAUAGAUAAUUAAUGUACUUUUUUAUUCAGUUUAUCCAGAGCUGAAAAAGUUCUAGUAACUAUGGGAAUAAACCAAUGUUCUAUAAAAGCAGUCGUUUCAAAUAAAGUUUUUGAUCGUGGUAAUCAUUGUAUUGAAAUUAUGUGUGUAGUUAAAAACCAGAAACAUGGUGCUGACUUAUUCUGUGACUUACAGGCUUGUUGGAAGGAAUAAAGAGAAGGUCAGUGACACUGAAGCCUGACUUGGGAUACAACACCUGCACAGUAAAAGUUAGGAUCAUUUAGUUAUUAUAAGAGCUGCUGCAGUCAGGAGUAAGAGCUGUAUUCAAAUCCUUUCUACUCAUGCACACACAUGCAGAUUUAUUUUACAGAUUGACAAAGGCUGAUUUACAACUACAAACUCUGGAAUUAUUUGUGCACAUCACUUUACAAUCUUACUGACCCUAAUUUGAGGCUACAGUGAAUGCCUUUUCUGAAAAGACUGGGAUUGUCAGCAUUACGUCUGAGG